Balaenoptera ricei (Rice's whale) is the source of this 6658-nucleotide messenger RNA. RefSeq names its product leucine-rich repeat-containing protein 37A-like. Bases 355 to 6402 code for a protein of 2015 amino acids. The transcript is spliced from 14 exons. NCBI's taxonomy places the organism in Eukaryota, Metazoa, Chordata, Mammalia, Artiodactyla, Balaenopteridae. The record is from RefSeq and is a predicted model, not a curated record. Gene Ontology annotation, molecular function: protein binding.
AACCCCCCGCCACCCCUGGGCCGCUGGAGUUUGGGGCCACUCGGGUCUGCAGCCCAAAUCCCGCCUCCUUGUUUGGGGCCAGGGAGGGCAGGGAGGGCUUGGGAAGAGGGCCCGGCAGGAGGUAAUUGUUGCUUUUGCAAGGGGAAGAAUGGCUUGCGCCCUGGGGACUCUGGGAAAAAGGCCCACUCGGGUGGCGCGGAUUGGAUCUCCCCACGAACCUAAUAAUGGUGGUGGCGGAACUAAACACGUCAUAAAUAACGGGUGGGACGUUAGGCGGGGGAGGGGCGCGCGGUUGCUAACGGUGAGCCCUCGCGUCGGCGCUGGCAUAGCGGUUCGGUUCGGCUCUGAAGGAGGAUGUGGCUCCGGCUCCUCAGUGGCCUGGGUCACUGCGCCUGGGAGCCGCCGCGUGUUAUGUCCCGGCUGCCCCUUUUGUUGCCACGGCUCUUCCUCACGUGCCAACAACUGUGGCUUUUACUCCUGGCAGUUCAGCCUCCGGAGUGGGCCCGGGACCCCGUCCAGGUGACCCCCAACCCCGCGCGGCUGACCGAGGCUUGGUCUUCAUACACCUCAGACCUCCCUCCCAAAUUGCCCCAUGCCCUUACACCCCUGGCAGAAGCCAGGGGCUUUAAUUACUUGACAUCCUCGUCUCCAGUCCAGAUGUUGGCCCCGCCUCAUCAGGAGUUGACUGAGACUGAGGUUCCAUACCCGGACACGGAUUCGGUUGGAGAGCUGCCUACAGGGCCAGAUCAGUUUGCUGUUCCACAUCAGGAUCGGAAUAACAAGCAAACCCAACAUCAAAAGCUCCCAGAGGAAGUUCCAGUGCUGGAUUGGAAUCAGAAUCAGGCCUUGGUUCUGCCUUCUCGACACAAAAGUAAGAGGAAAAACGUACAUCCAGAUCAGGCUGAAGGUCACCAAUCGUUUAAAAUUCUUGUUCCACCUGUAGGUAGUAAGAGCUCAAAACCAGUGAAGUUUAUUGUUUCACCCCCAAACCUGAAGAAAGAUCUAGUUCAGCAUCAACGGCUUGCCAAAUUUGUUGGAACUACAGGCCAAUUUGAAGAAAAAGUUCAGGGUCUAGAACAGUUGCAGGGUGAUUAUUUAGAUCCCAGUAUGGAUGCCUUUUAUCCUGAGGAGAGGCUACCUACAGAUUUUCUGGGGAGCCCAGAUGAACCUCCAGAGCCCCCUGAGGAAGCUGAAAUUUCUCCAUCCCAGCAGGAGGCCCACACUCGUCAUCCAGAGCGCACUGAGGAGGCUGAAUCUUUACCCCAGCACGAGGCCCCUGCUCAGCAUCCACAGACCCCUGAGGAGGUUGAAUCUUUUUCACCCCAGGCAGAGGCCCGGGCUCAGCCUCCAGAGCCCGCUGAAGAGGUAGAGCCACCUCCACUUCAGCAGGAGGCUCCAUCUCAGCCUUCAGAGGCCCCUGAGGAACUAGAAACUUCAAGUCCUCAGGAGGCCCUAGCCCAGGCUUUGGAGACACUUAAGGAGGUUGUAGUUCAACCAGUAGCACAUCAUGGGGUAAAUGAAGCUCAGCAGUCAAAUUUGUACCAUGUCACUGUUAAACCUCUGGAUCUGGCACUUACCAUAACUCCACAGGUCACUAAAGAGGUUGAACCUUCUCCAGUCCAGCAGGAGACGCCAUCUCAGCCUCCAGAGAGCCCUGAGGAGGUUGAACCUCCGCCAGUCCAGCAGCGGGCCCCAUCUCAGCCUCCAGAGCUCCCUGAGGAGGUUGAACCUUCUCUACUCCAUCAAGAGGCCCCAACUGAGACUCCAGGGUUCCCUACUGAGUAUGUACUUCAAAUUCCAGUGAGUGAUGAGGUAGCAUCUCUACCUGGCGUUCAGCGUCACGCUCAUUCAAACUUGCCCAGUGUUACACUUCAACCUCUGGAUUUGGAACUUACCAUCACUCCAGAGCCCACUACGGAAGCUGAACUUCCUACAGCUCAGCAGGAGGCCCUGGCUCCACCUCUUGAGCAUCCUGAGGAGAGAGAAUCUUCUCCAACCCAACAAGAGACCUUAGCUAAGCCUCCAGAGCCUCCUGGAGAGGUUGAGCCUUCACGUGAGCGGGAGCAACCAGCUCCGCCUCCAGAGCCUUCUUCAGGGGAGGUGGAACCUUCUCCAACUCAACAGGAACAGCCAGCUCAACCUCCAGAGCAUCUCGAAAUGACAGUUUCACCUCCAAGUCACCAUCAUGCUGAGCAUUCAAACUUAUCCAGUGUCGCUGUCAAACCUGCAGAUGUGGAGCUUACCAUAACAAAAGAACCCACGCCAGAGGUGGGACCUUCUCCAAAUCAGCAGAAGCCUUCAGCUCAGGCCUCAGUGCCCCUUACUAAUGCAGAAUUUUCUACAACCCAGCAUGAGGCCCCCACGCUGCCUUCACAGCCACCUGAGGAGGUUGAACCUUUGCCAGUUCAACAGGAGGCUUCAGCCCAAUCUCCAGAAGCCGGUCCACAUAACAAACCUUCAGUACAAGAGGAGACCCCAGCUCAGUAUCCAGAGCAUCCUGGAGAAGAAGUUACACCUGCCACAACCCAGCAGGAGACUCCAGAUCAGCAUCCACAGGCUCCUGAGGUUGUACCUUCUCCACCUCAGCAGGAAGCCAGAGCUCAGCAUCCACAGUCUCCUGGUGAGGUUGAAUCCUCUCCAACUCAGUCUCCAGAGCUCUCUAAUGUGACUGUAGUUUUCUCUCCGGAGCAUCAUGUGACAACAGUUUCUCCUCUAGGUCAGGAUCAAGCUCAGCUUCUGCAGCGGCCCGAUGUCACUGUUAAACCUGUGGGUCUUGCACUUAUCGUAACUCCAGCGUUCACUAAUGAGGUUGAAACUUCUCCACCCCAACAAGAAACCUCGGCUCAGUCUACAGUGUCCCCUGAGCAGUUGGAACCUUUGUCAGUCCAGCAAGAGGUUUCAGAUCAGCAUCCAACCCCCACUGAAAAUGUUGAACCUUUUCCAGUUCAGCAGGGAGCCCCAACUCAACCAACAUACCCCGAGGUGACAUUUCCAAAUCCAGAGCAUGUUCAGGCUCAGCAUCCAACCUUGACUGAGGUCACAAUUCAACCUUUGGACCUUGAACUGACCAUAAGGCCCGAACCCACUAAGGAGGAUGAACCUUCUCCAACCAUGCAGGGGACCUUAACCCAGCCUCCAGAACCACCUAAGGAGGUUUUUGUAGCUCAGCCUCCAGUAUAUCAGAACCCAAUAGUUCCAGCACCAGAUCAGGAUCACACUGAGCCUCCAACAUCACCCAGUGUCAGAGUGCAACCUUUAGACCAGGGGCUUACCACAACUCCAGAACCUACUACAGAGUCUGAACAUUCUACAGCCCUGCAGCAGACUACAGCUCCCCCUCCAAAACACCCUGAGGUGACACUUGCACAGCCAAACCUGACUCAAGUCACAGUUCCACCUGGGGACCUGGGAGUUAACAUAUCUCAGCAACCAAGGCCAUCUGAGACAGUUCCUUCGACUCAGUAUUCGGUACCCACUGGUCUUCCUGGUGUAAAAUAUACCCCAGAAAAGAAGCAGCCAGAACAGAAUGCCACCACAAACAUCAGCAUAUGUGAGCUCUGUACCUGCAAAAAUGAGACACUGUCGUGUGUUGGUCUCAGCCCAAAGCAGAAGCUCCACAGAGUGCGUGAGCCAGAGCCUAACGCCUACAACGGCACCUUCACCAUCAUAAAUUUCCAAGGAAACUCUAUUUCUUACAUUGAUGAAAGUAUAUGGAAGGCAUACCGCUGGACUGAGAAGCUAAUUCUCAGUGAAAAUUAUUUGACUGAAUUACAUAAGGACUCCUUUGAAGGCUUGCUAUCCCUCCGAUAUUUAGAUUUAUCCUGCAAUAAAAUACAGUCUAUCGAAAGACGUACAUUUGAACCACUACCUUUUGUGCAGUUUAUAAAUCUUAGUUGCAAUUUACUCACAGAACUGAGCUUUGGAACGUUUCAGGCCUGGCAUGGAAUGCAGUUUUUACGCAAGUUAAUUCUCAAUCAUAAUCCUUUGACAACAGUUGAAGAUUCUUAUCUUUUUAAAUUGCCAGCAUUAAAAUAUUUAGACAUGGGAACAACACAAGUGGCGCUUACAACAAUUGAAAGCAUCCUCAUGAUGACCCUUGAAUUGGAAAAACUGAUCUUACCUAGCCGUAUGGCCUGCUGCCUCUGCCAAUUUAAAACUACUAUUGAGGUUGUCUGUCAGACAGUCAAGCUGCGUUGUGACAGUGAAUGCCUGACAGACGUCACACGUUGCGACGAAGAAACAUCUCUUGGGAAUGCAGAAGGAUCGUUGAUGAAGGUGUUACAAGCCCGGAAGAAGAACAACAGCACCGAGCUGAUUAUUGAGCCAGAGAGGGCAUCCUCAGAUAAAAGUGCUGUCAGCUUGUCAGGCUUCAUGAAUGAGCAGCUGGACUUUAAAAAUGAAAGUGAUAUUAUCAGUGCACGAAGUUACAUACUGCCUUACAUCUCAGAGGGAAAUCUAGGAGAUGUGGAAUCAACAUUAUUACCAUUCCUUCAACUUCUUUUUUCAAAUACACAAGAUGGAGAUAUGCUCCUGGGCCUUUUGAAAAACAAUACAAGGAGCCCUUCUGUUAAACCUGUACGCAAGAAUUCAACUAAUAAAAAUAAAUUGAGGAAACUCCAUUUUCUGGAAAAUGUGUUAGAUGCAGAAACUCAAGAAAAAUUUGAUGAGGUUAAAAAGGAGGAAAAACCUGCCACGCGUACGCGUUCCAACCUUUUAAGUGCCAUGUUUAAACGCUACCUCUAUCUAAAGAAAUUGGAAACUCCCCAACCACAGAAAGACAGCCCAGCAAAGACUGAGAGUACCGAGGAAAAGCUGCUGAGAGUGAACAGGGUCCUCAAGGGCCCAAGGGGCCUACAGAAAAUGCACCUCCAAGCAGUGGGAGAUGAGAGCGUCAGGAGGAAACAGAAUGCCCAGCCAUCUGUGGCGAGCACUGCCGAAGAAAGAAGGCUCAGGAGGCCAUCCCCAGGAAAGCUGAAACAGCUUCUCAUGGUGCAGAGGCCCAGGAAGCUGGUGGGAAAGUCCUCCAAUGCGGAGUCUUCAUUUAUCAAAGAACACAAGGCAGCAGGCUCCUCUACCCUGAAACAGUACUUCAAGGUCAGGCCGUCUGCCUCCAUCCCUCCAAAAUCCCCAUCUGAGGUUAAAAGCAAAUCAAAAGACUUAUCCAACACUAUACUUGUUUUAGAGGAUGCCAAGGCUAGAGUUAGAAAUAUUAAGGAUUUUGAACUAAUCUCACAUUCUGGGAAAAAAUACAUCUUCCAUAAAAUUAGGACUCAUCGGGUCCAGAGAAAACCCAAAGGCAAAAGGAGUCGAAAGUUCAGAAAGAAAAGUUCACUCAAUAGAAUGAUGCUUGCAAGCCCGCCGUUCUCUGUAGUGAGGAGUCUCAUAAAUUCCCCUCCGCGAGAAGCUGUUUCACCUUCAAGAGAAGUGACUUCUCAGGAAAAUCCUUUUCCAGAAUUAUUUUCUCUUUCAGACCCUUCUACAGAAAACACUACUUCAGAAAACAAUACUGCACAAAAUGUUUCUGAAGAAGUUAUUUCCUCAGGAAACUCUACUCUGCCCGGAGGAACCGGCCCUGAAAACACUACCCAUAAGGAUGUCUCCACUGCACAUUCUGCUGUUGCUGCAGACAACAGUAUGGCACCUGUUCAACACACCAACGAAACACAGUGGGAGCACCACAACACGGGCACUGAAUUAUCCUCUAAGCCCACAGGCUUCACUUUCCCAGGGCUCACAUCCCCGGGUGAUCAAGUUGAAACUCAGCUAAACCAGCAGCUACGGUCCCUCAUCCCCAACAAUGACGUGCGAAGGCUCAUUUCUCGUGUUAUCCAGACUUUGAUAAUAGACUGCUCGGACACCCACGUGCAGCUGGCCUGUGCCAACCUCAUCUCUAGAACAGGCCUCCUGAUGAAGCUUCUCAGCAAGCAGCAGGAAGUAAAGGUGUCCAAAGCGGAAUGGGAUACGGGCCAGUGGAAAAGUGACAACUAUAUCAGUGAGAGCACAGAAGCCCAGAGUGAGCAGAAAGAGCAGGAGUCAAGUGAGCUCACAAAAGAAGUUCCAGGAUAUGGCUAUAACAACAAACUCAUCUUGGCAAUAUCUGUAACUGUAGUAGUGACGAUUUUGGUUACACUUCUCUGUCUCAUUGAGAUUUAUUCUCAUCGAAUUGCAAAAGGGGAAGAUAAGAAAAGAAGCAGAAGGGGCUUUUUUCGAUUUCUGCUGCGUCAGAGAAGCUCAGGGGAAAGUGAGAGUCAGGAGGGCUUUUUCGGGAGAAGGCGGCCACUUUGGCUUAGGGAUAUGUAUAGGCCUCUCAACGCCACACGCAAGGAAAACAUGGCACAAAAGCUACACGACAGGGAGUCUUCUGAUGAGGAUGAGAUGUACUUCUAUAAGGAUGUACCGUAAAUGUAAAAGUCUUGGCAUUAUUCUUCUUACCCCAGGGAAGUCAUCAAAGCCCCAGCAGAGAAGCUUCUGGCUGCAUAUUGGAUUGAUGAAGAGGCGGGUGAGGAAAGUGAGACCGCACACGAGACAGCCACAGAGUGAACCCUGUUCUGCCUCAAGCCACCUGCAAAUUUUGUUUUUUAAUAUCGGCUUCUCAGCAUUGCUUGUAAAAUACUUCUUUUUCUUAUAUUAAAGUGUAUAAAUUCAUAACCAAGUCUAA